AUGUAUUUACAUGCAUGCCGGACUAACUCAAAUGAAAUCCUAGACCAAGCUAAAAGAGAGCGUGCUGUGAUGGCAUUUGAUAUGAUGGAUCGGUAUGGUAAGGGUUAUAUUGAAGGUGAUGACUUGGCUAAAGUCUUGCAGAUUUGGAAAGGUGGCAACCAAUUGGAUGCUGGUCAAGUUACAUUUCAUGAACGCAAGUCAAAAGAUGAAUUCAUUCAAUGGUAUAUGACGCGAGAUGAUUUUGAUGAUUUAGUGCGUCAAACUUUCAAUAUAUAA
Molecule: messenger RNA, 276 nt
Organism: Didymodactylos carnosus
Lineage: Eukaryota; Metazoa; Rotifera; Eurotatoria; Philodinida; Philodinidae
Source: the annotation of a GenBank genome assembly